AUGUCGUUUACGCACAAUGAGAAUUCUCUCGACCCCAGACCCAGAACGCUCAAGUCCACUCGCUCCGCGUUGAACAAUGUCACCAAUACUACGGUUGCACAAGAAGCGAAGACUGUCAAUUCUGGCGCACGAUCACUGGGCAAAGCGCUUCGCACCGCGAGGUCCAGGCUUCAAAAUGCUAAGACCGCUGGAUCUCUUAUCCCACAGGUAAGGCGAGAAAAUGUUGGUCAAGAGAUCUCUUCUAACUCCAACAGCAACAAUGUGAAUGAUACUACUUGUUCCAACACCGCUAGUUCGGUGAAAAGCUCAAACACCAGCAACCUAGACACAACAUCCGAAUCUACCCCAUCAGACCUUGAUAAGGAGAAUGUAGACCCGUUCGUAUCAAAACUACCGAGCAUCGAGGAAGAGCAACAAUUAUCUCAAUCCCAAUCACUCUCCAGCUCCAACGAAGCACUUAACUAUACUGAAAACCAAACGAUGCUUAAGGACUCCGACUACAGUAGUGUGAUUCAGACAGAGGCCCAUCACAACAGUUUACAGCAAGAACAGCGACAGAUGCAACACCAUUCCACCGAAUUAUUGGAGCCAAUUACCGACGUCAGUAAGAAGAGACCUAUAUCUACCGUAGUCGAGCAGGAGGAACCUAAGAAGUUCAAAGUUUGCGCUAAGGGAACCGAGUAUGAAUGGGAAGAUUUAGAUGCCGAAGAUGUAAAUGACCCAUUUAUGGUCAGCGAAUAUGUUACAGACAUCUUUGAGUAUCUACACAAGUUGGAGAUCAUGACUUUGCCGAACCGUCAUGAUCUUUACAAGCACAGUAAUAUUCGUCAGAAUAGAGAUAUACUGGUCAAUUGGAUGGUCAAAAUUCACAAUAAAUUUGGACUGCUACCAGAGACACUCUAUCUCUCUUUGAAUAUAAUGGACAGGUUUCUUUGUAAAGAGCUUGUACAAUUGGAGAAGUUACAAUUGGUCGGUACUGCAUGCUUAUUCAUUGCCUCAAAAUAUGAAGAAGUCUACUCUCCAAGUGUUAAACAUUUUGCAUACGAAACCGAUGGCGCUUGCGAUGAAGACGAGAUUAGAGAAGGUGAGAAGUUCAUUCUCAAGACCCUUGAAUUCAAUCUCAAUUACCCCAAUCCAAUGAACUUUUUGAGAAGGAUAUCAAAAGCAGAUGAUUACGAUAUACAAUCACGAACACUGGCGAAAUACCUUCUAGAAAUUUCUAUCGUGGAUUUUAGAUUCAUUGGUGUUUUGCCGUCAUUAUGUGCUGCAACAUCUAUGUUUCUUUCAAGGAAAAUGCUGGGCAAAGGAAAAUGGGAUGGUAAUCUCAUACACUACAGCGGUGGCUACACAAGGGAAGAGCUUGCACCAGUGUGCAAUAUGGUUAUGGAUUAUUUAGUUCAACCUGUUGUUCACGAUGAAUUCUUCAAGAAGUAUGCAUCCAGAAAAUUUAUGAAAGCAUCAGUUAUUUCACGACAAUGGGCGAAGAAAGUGGUUGCACACGGUUACGACAUCAUGACACUGCAUGAAACCUCCGAAUGA
This is a messenger RNA of Lachancea nothofagi CBS 11611, 1539 nucleotides long. Lineage: Eukaryota; Fungi; Ascomycota; Saccharomycetes; Saccharomycetales; Saccharomycetaceae. The record is from the annotation of a GenBank genome assembly.